AUGGAAUACAAUGUCUCCAUUGUGUCAGAAUUUAUUAUUUUGGGAUUAACAACUCGGCCAGAACUGGAACCUUUACUUUUUAUUUCAUUUUUGUUAAUUUAUACUGUUGCCUUAGCAGGUAAUGUAAUCAUUCUUACUCUUAUAAGUAUUGACUCAGGCCUUAAUACACCUAUGUAUUUUUUCCUGGGAUUUCUAUCAUUUCUUGAUAUCUGCUGUACAACAGCUACUAUACCAAAGAUGCUUAACAGCUAUAUAACUAAUGCAAAAGGAAUUUCAUAUUAUGGAUGUGCAGCUCAGCUUUUUUUCUUCACAUGGUUUACUGGUGUAGAACUUCUACUUCUGACAGUUAUGGCUUAUGAUCGGUAUAUUGCAAUUGGUAACCCAUUGAGGUAUGCAACCAUUAUAAAUCGGAGAGUCUGUAUCAUUGUAGCAAUCACCAUCUCAGUUAUUGGCUGCCUUAAUUCCACGGAACAUACUUAUUUUACAUUCCGGCUUCCCUACUGUGCUGAUAAUAAAAUAAAUCAUUUUUUUUGUGAAAUAAUGCCACUGCUAAAACUGGCAUGUGCUGACACCUACAUGAAUGAGAUUCUGGUAUUUACUGCCGAUUUCAUCCUUGGAAUUUGCUGUUUCAUUCUUAUUUGCAUUUCUUAUGUCUUCAUCAUUAACACCAUAAUGAAAAUACGUUCUGCUGAAGGCAAACGAAAGGCAUUCUCCACAUGUGCCUCUCAUGUUACAAUUGUGUCCAUGUACUAUGGUGCAGUCAUAUUCACGUACAUACGACCAAGAUCUAGCCUUACAUUAGAGAAAGACAAGAUAGUGUCUGCACUCUAUGCAGUGAUUACACCCACUCUAAAUCCUAUAAUAUACAGCCUUAGAAAUGUGGAAGUUAAAGAAUCCUUAAGAAAAGUAACCAAGAGGUUGUUGAUUCACAGACGUCAAGCAUAA
Messenger RNA from Pelobates cultripes (western spadefoot toad), 945 nucleotides. NCBI's taxonomy places the organism in Eukaryota, Metazoa, Chordata, Amphibia, Anura, Pelobatidae. The record is from the annotation of a GenBank genome assembly.